Molecule: messenger RNA, 697 nt
Organism: Racocetra fulgida
Lineage: Eukaryota; Fungi; Glomeromycota; Glomeromycetes; Diversisporales; Gigasporaceae
Source: the annotation of a GenBank genome assembly
CUCGAAAAAUUCUGUUGCUCCUGAAGAUGAACGAACCGAAAAAAAUAAUAAUGCUCGACCCAUAAAUCCAAGUGCUUCAAAACUACGUUUUCAGAAACUCAAUACUGGAUCACAUGUUCAUAAUUUGAAACCCAAAAAAGUUUAUCAUAUUAAUAAUCUUUUAAAAGAACUUGGGAUUCAUGGACAUGCUACUAUGGACGAAAAAUCUCAAAAAGAGGAAAAAGCUACGAAAAAAAAAUCGAUGAAAUCUACUUGUUCUGAUUUGUCGGAAAAAUAUGGAAAGCCCCAGGAGGUCAUUGGCAAAGAACCGAAAGUACCGGGUGAAAAACUUUUUGCUGUUAAGGAUACCCAAGGAUGCUAUUGUGCAGUUAUGGAAUAUUGUGCUGGUGGAGAUUUAUCUUCCUUGAUUGCUUCUUCAGGUGGUUUGGGAGAAAAUGAAGCUGAUUGUUUCUUUGGGCAAUUGAUUAAUGGUGUCAAAUAUUUGCAUGAGAGUGGUGUUGCUCAUAGGGAUCUUAAACUUGAAAAUCUUGUUCUCACCUCGACCGGAUGUCUCAAAAUUACAGAUUUCGGAAAUGGUGAAUGUUUCAAGAUGGCAUGGGAAACACAUACUCAUUUAUCACGUGGUGCUUGCGGUAGUGGUCCUUACAUUGCUCCCAAAGCGUUUACUGGUAAAUGGUUUGACCCAAGACCUGUUGAU